ACGUGCUGCAUCUGAAAUACUGGAAUGCAAUGUUUGUAAAUAAAAGCGGCGAAAAAUGGCCUUGUGAUAUUUAAGUCAGUGGUAGCACUCGGAUUAUUAAACAAUGCCGAAAACAUCCCCUAAGCGAAAUACAGAGAUAGACGCGAUGUCCGAACCAUACUCGGACGACGAAAGUGCUCACGACGACAACGACGACGAAGAUGCAGACAAACGUAGACGGCGUGCAGCGAAGACUUUUCCCAGGCGGAAGAAGACUAUAUCGAAGCAGACGACAUCGAAGCAGGCGACAACUCGCGUUGGCGGGAUUCUAGCUAUUAUCGAAAACGAAGACGACAGUCAUUCCCAGACGGACGCAGAGUCGAUGACGUCACGUAUGACGUGCGAAUACGAAUAUCACGAGGCGAAUCCGGUCGAUUAUUACAGCUCGAAUUUCCCGAGCUUGUUAGGGUACCUUGGGCCGAACGCUUCGUACAAACUUAAGCGGACGACAAAAACAAACAAACAGUAUUCCUCGCUCCCUAGGCGAGGCAGCAUAGCUACAUCCAUCGACAAAACCGAGGCCCAAUACGGGACAUUUGCGGACCGGAUGAAAAAGAAAAACGAUGCAAGUGGCUUUUAA
Dreissena polymorpha is the source of this 619-nucleotide messenger RNA. RefSeq lists its product as uncharacterized. NCBI's taxonomy places the organism in Eukaryota, Metazoa, Mollusca, Bivalvia, Myida, Dreissenidae. The record is from RefSeq and is a predicted model, not a curated record. The transcript has 3 exons. The coding region runs from base 104 to 619 and encodes 171 amino acids.